GCAGGAGGCUCAGGACCCCGGGGAGAAGCUGAGGGUGGGGGCUGCAGGUUCUGUUGGUGCAGGGGGUCCAUGGCGGUGGCUGGGGAAGGCGGCUCCAUGGGGGGCCGGGGUGGGCGGCCCAACGCGGUGGAGACGCUGCAGGAGGAGGCCGUCUGCGCCAUCUGCCUCGACUACUUCACCGACCCCGUCUCCAUUGGCUGCGGCCACAACUUCUGCCGCGUCUGCAUCACUCAGCUCUGGGGAGGCGAGGAGGAGGGCGAGGGCCAGGCCGAGUACGAGGCCGCGGGGGACGACGUGGGGAUGGGCGGCGAGGAGGACGAUGUGGAUGAGCUGGACGAUGAUGACAACGUAGAGUACAACGAGGAGGAAGAGGGGGAUGGGGACAACGGGGCCGAGGAGGAAGACGAUAUGUGGAGUGAGGAGGAUGAGGACACUGAUCUAUGGGACGACCCAGGGGAGGACGACAUGUGGGAGGAUGAGGUAGGAGAUGAGCUCUUCUUCGAGGAGGACGAUUACGAUGAGGAGGUGAUGGAGGAAGAGGAUUUGGAGGAGGAAGAAGAAGAGCCGCUGCCACCGCCUCCGCCAGCAGCAGUGGUCACGCGGCCUCGACACCCCACAACCUUCACCUGCCCCCAGUGCCGCAAGACCUUCCCCCAGAGGAACUUCCGGCCCAACCUCCAGCUGGCCAAUAUGGUGCACAUCAUCCGACAGAUGCACCCACACCCACAGCGACUCGCAUCACCGGCUGCUGGGACUUCAGCAUCCGGGGGUGCGGCAGGAGUAGCAGGGGAUCUGGAGAAACGAGCCCUGUGUGAGAAACACCAGGAACCCCUCAAGCUCUUCUGCGAGGUGGACGAGCAGGCCAUCUGCGUGGUGUGUCGGGAGUCCCGGAGCCAUAAGCACCACAGCGUUGUCCCGCUGGAGGAGGUGGUGCAGGAUUACAAGAUGAAACUCCAGGGCCACCUAGAUCCGCUGAAGAAGAAGCUGGAUGCGGUUCUGAAACAGAAAUCAAGCGAAGAGGAGAAAAUUACUGAGCUGAAGAACAAGAUGAAGCUGGAGAUCAAGGAGUUCGAGUCGGACUUCGAGCUGCUGCACCAGUUCCUGAUCGGGGAGCAGGUGCUGCUACUGCACCAGCUGGAGGAGCGCUACGAGGCGCUGCUGGCCCGCCAGAGCAGCAACAUAAGCCAGCUGGAGGAGCAGGGCGCCACCCUCGGGCGCCUCAUCGCUGAGGCUGAGGACAAGAGCAGGCAGGACGGGCUGCAGCUGCUCAAGGACAUCAAAGACACCUUCAUCAGGUGCGAGAGCGUCAAAUUCCAGGAGCCGGAGACUGUGCCGGUAGACGUGGGGAAGAAAUACCGCAAUUACUUCCUGCAGGACGUGGUGAUGAGGAAGAUGGAGAAGGUCUUCAGGAAAGUCCCUCAAGCCGACGUGACCCUGGACCCCGACACAGCCCACCCGCACCUGAGCCUGUCCCUGGACCGCCGGAGUGUGAAGCUGGGCGAGCGUCGCCAGGACCUACCCGACAAUCCCAAGCGCUUCGACUCCGACUACUGUGUGCUGGGCUCUCAGGGCUUCAGCACGGGGCGCCACUACUGGGAGGUGGAGGUUGGGGGCCGGCGGGGCUGGGCAGUGGGGGCGGCCCGGGAGACAGCCCGGCGGAAGGAGAAGACAGGCGGCCCCUACCAGAAGCGGGAGAUCUGGUGUGUGGGCGCCAACGGGAAGAAGUACCAGGCGCUGACGGCCACGGAGCAGACGGCACUGCCCCCUGGGGAGAAGCUCCGGCGCUUUGGGGUCUACCUGGACUACGAGCGGGGCCAACUGUGCUUCUACAAUGCCGAGAACAUGGCCCACAUCCACACCUUCAAUGCCACCUUCCGCGAGCGCAUCUUCCCCUUCUUCCGCAUCCUGGCCAAGGGCACACGCAUCAAGAUCUGCACCUGACCCGCUUUCCCGGGCCUCCUCCCCCGCUGGGUCCCUCCCACCAUUGCACGGAUCCUCCCCACCCUUUCCCAGGAUCCGGCACCGCACAGAGGCCGGGGGGAGGCCACCUCAGCCAACCUGACAUUCCAAAGCCUGCCUCGUCCCUUUGUGUUACUCUGUUUCAAAGUGUGAGGGCAGGGGAGGGAUUGGUUACGGGGAGGACGGAUGGGUUUUCACGCCGCUGUCAAGCGAUUCCCCCGUCCUGUCCGAUGCAUAACGUGUGAAUUGCUCUUGAUGCACCACUGUAACCAGCCCCCGAUCUGUCCUCUGCCAUCAUGCUGUAGGGCCCCGGUGCUCCUGCAAAACCCUCGCUUGUGUCUCUGGGCCGAACAGGUGGAGAUGAGCGACAUCACGGAAGAUCUAGGCCUCAGACCUGGAGAGGGAGCUCUGAGCAUCUCCAGAAGCACUGGCCCCCUGCCCUGUCCCAUAAUGAUUCAAGCUCCUAUGACUAGCCCCAAGGGACUUGGCCACCCAUAUCUCAUUGAAUUUCCUUUGGUCCUGCUGGAAGAAUUCCAGCCAUCCAACUUCCCCCCUCCCCCGUUUCCUGGUGGCAUUUGGAGCUAGCUCCAGACCAUCUUCUCUCUUCUUCCACAGGCACAAGACCCCAUUGCUCUCUGCCCAGUACCAUAAUGCUGCCUUCCCUUCCCUACUGGUGUUCAGACCAAGAUCCAGCCCUGCAAAAACAUUGCUCCCCACCCCACCCCCUUGUGUCCAGCCUCCAGAGCCCAGUGCUUUCCACCCAGAACCGUCCCAGUGUCUAUCUGUCCUCUAGUUCUUCCUCACAACGGUCCUCUUGUCUGCAAUUCUUGGUCUUGGUCCCCAGGUCUUCUCCAGAACCAUCACACGUGCUUCUGAAUCUGUCUUCCCCAUUGUCAUCACCCUUUGUGACCCUGGACAUUGCAUUUAUUUGUGGAUGUCUGAAACAGCUUGUAGAGCCGAGGCAAAUGGGGCAACUUCCUCCCUAAGCUGAGACGCUACAAGAGAAUCACUGGCUAAAAUGUCUGGAGGUGCCAAGAAUCAUGUGAGAUGCUUUCAUUGCGAGCCCUGUUCUGGGAAUCCUAGGCCGCCUCCAGCACUUUCUGAGGGUUGGGUAUUUAUUUUAAUUGUUCUCUGAGCUGUUUUCCACCCCACCCCACCCCGUUGCUGUCCAGUUUCCAGCAACCCAUCUCUCUCCCCACUAGAAAGACACUGCCCAUACCUGCUGUGUGUUGGGGUUUGGUUGGUUGUUUUUCUGUUGAUGUUACAAAGCUAGUUUGAAAUAUUUUUGGCUAAACCAAGAAUUAAAUGGAGAUUUAGUUUUUUGAAAUGUUAUAAUAAUAAUUAAUAAUAAAGAGAGGAUUGUACAGUUUA
This is a messenger RNA of Chelonia mydas (Green sea turtle), 3330 nucleotides long. It is a transcript of the gene TRIM41, whose product is annotated as tripartite motif containing 41. Bases 70 to 1941 code for a protein of 623 amino acids. The transcript is spliced from 6 exons. Gene Ontology annotation, molecular function: zinc ion binding; protein binding. The record is from RefSeq and is a predicted model, not a curated record. Lineage: Eukaryota; Metazoa; Chordata; Testudines; Cheloniidae.